Molecule: messenger RNA, 1140 nt
Organism: Colletotrichum spaethianum
Lineage: Eukaryota; Fungi; Ascomycota; Sordariomycetes; Glomerellales; Glomerellaceae
Product: galactose/lactose metabolism regulatory protein gal80
Exons: 2
Coding region: 1-1140 (379 amino acids)
Molecular function (GO): nucleotide binding
Source: RefSeq, a predicted model, not a curated record
AUGUCUCCCAUACGCGUUGGAAUUGUCGGUUUAUCUGCCAAGGGGUCAGAUAUGGGUCCAGGAGCAUGGGCUACAAUCGCCAUCCUUCCAUCAUUCCAGAACUCUCCAGAAUACGAAAUUGUCGCCCUCUGCAACUCAUCCGUCGAAGCCGCCCGUCGCUCGGUUGAGAUGCACAAGCUCUCCAGCUCUACCAAAGCCUAUGGAGAUGUCGAAAAGCUCGCAAAAGACCCCGACGUGGAUUUGGUGGUCGUUAGCGUUGUCGUUACCAAACAUCUCGAGCUAGCGCUUCCCGCAAUUGCGGCGAAAAAACAAAUCUUUGUAGAGUGGCCUCUUGGAGCUUCAGUUGCAGAGGCUGAAGAGCUAACCCGGUUGGCCAGGGAAAAUGGGCUGAAGACGAUUGUUGGCCUUCAGGGCCGCGGCGAUGGACUCACUGUCAAGUUAAGGGAAAUCGUCGAGAGUGGGGAGAUCGGCGACAUCCUUAGCACUUCUGUCGUGGGCGCCCUUCCGUACUUCCCUCCAACCUUCUGGGUCAAGGGGGCGGAAUAUUAUCUUGAUAUCAAGAGCGGAGGGAACAUGUUCCACAUCGGAUUCGGACACUUUUUGGACUCCUUUACUCAUGUUGUCGGCGACUUCGAUGUCGAUAGUUUGUCCUCUGUUCUCAAGAUUGAUGCCACCAAGGUGCCCCUACACAAUGCGGAUAGGACCAAGGUUAUCGAUCCAGCCUACCCCAAGAGCUCGCCUGACCACAUUCUCGUCCAAGGAAAGCUUGAGAACGGAGCCACAGCUUCGCUCAAUUUCAGAACAGCCAGCGUAACUGUUGAUAAUAUUGGCGCCCGAUGGAUCAUCAGCGGCACCAAGGGAGAAAUCGAGGCUAGUUGGGGACCUGGAAUGAUGUGGCAGGCUCAUAACCCUAGCAAGAAGCUCAAAGUGAAGCUAGCCACUGGGGAGGAGCGGGAAGUCGAACUGAAGAAGCCGGGUACCCCUGCCGUAGCUAAAGUUCCAGACUUGGGGCUGAACACGGCACUGAUAUUGGAUGGCUUCGCCAAGGGCGACGCCUUGAGAUAUGCCGACUUCGAGGCAGCCUUGAAGAACCAUCGACUUUUGGAAGAGAUCUUGCAAAGAUCAGGAUACAAGUUCUAA